Caenorhabditis elegans is the source of this 1081-nucleotide messenger RNA. RefSeq names its product G protein-coupled receptor (gene ZC190.5). NCBI's taxonomy places the organism in Eukaryota, Metazoa, Nematoda, Chromadorea, Rhabditida, Rhabditidae. The coding region runs from base 93 to 1028 and encodes 311 amino acids. The transcript is spliced from 7 exons. The record is from RefSeq and is marked reviewed.
GAACCCUUCUUGCAUGACAGAUCCGCCUGACUUUUUUUUUGAAGAAAAAAGAAAUGGCAAUGAUUAAUUUCUAUUUUCAGGCAUUUUCAGCAAUGCCCAGUAUUAUUUGGUCAACUUUGACGGUUUUUGAGUCAAUAUUAGUAUUCCAUUCAUUCACGUGUUCUUUAUUUUUAUUGUAUUUAAUUUGGAAUGCAAAACGUUUACAUCCAUAUUGCAGAGUAUAUCUACUUAUGGUUGGUCUCUCAAUGACUCUUUUUGCCUCAUAUGGUUUUUCAAUAUUCGAAUACUUAAAUUCUUCGAAAUAUUACGCAUUGACUCCAGAAUUCGCUACUUUGAGAAGUAAAACGUGGGAGUUUAUACAUGAAUUCGGAGUCUGUCUACAAUCAUUAUCUAUGCUCUUAUUUUCUAUGGAAAGAUACAGUGCAAUUCGAUAUCCAGAUUUUCAUGCUAGUACCACAUUUGUAGUUUUAAUCUAUGUUUCAAUAGUUUCUGCGGUAUUUUUAGCAUUAAGUUUCAGUGUUGGAGUACAUAUUUACGGGCAGCUGAUUUUAGCAACUUCACUUAUGAGUCUUUCUGACUAUCUCGGACUAAUUAUUUUGAUCUUUGCGUGGAGAAGUAGCAUACGAAAUUAUAGGCUGUCUACAGGAAAGGCCAGUCUGAAAAGAAGAUAUCAGAUGUCUGAAGUUUACGCAUGGACCUCUACACUGUUGCCUGCAGUCGCAGGUGCAUCCAUAUUUAAAGUAUUAUCUAUGAUUCCUAUUUGGAUAUGGCUUCUUUCAAACCUGACAGACUGGGAAUACGGUCUUGCAAACUUUCUAUACAAUAAUAUUCUGAACGCUUACGUUUGUCUUUUCCCAUGGGUAUUGAUUUCGAGAAAUCGAAGUCUUAAAAAACAGAUUCUUGCGAAAAAACGAAUAUCUCCAGACGGAGAUACAAUGAAAUCAGUAAGAACGUUGGAAGGGAAGCAUAUAUCAAUGAGACCAUCACAAGCAGAAUAUUUUGAUGCUUUAAAAGAUUCUUGGAAAUGAGGAAACUACUUUUUUUUAGUAAAUAGUUCAAUAAAAUUGUUAAUAAUUUUCAC